GGCCUGGUGUGUAUUGAUUGGUCAGGUCUGCAGCAGAGACCAGCAGAGAUUCCCUCCUUCACAUCUGUCCACACGCCUGACCAUAAGAAAGUUGCUGCCUGUGACUAGCAGAGAAGGAGGCAAAGGGUUACCUCCCUUUCUCUCUUGAGGAAGAGUGGAAGCUUCUGCCUCAGCCCUAGACUCUCCAGCUGAGCUGGGAAGGAAGCCAGAAAAGACACCGGAUAGGAAAGUAACAAAGGAGGUUGAUAUGGAUCCCAGGGUCUCCUCUGAGAAUCAUCAGGAGGUCCCUAUGGAGGAGGAAGAUGAACCAAGAGAGGAGCCCAAGAAUGGUGAAGCUGAUGACCCAGAACACUUUGGGUCCAGCGAUACCAUGGCAGAAGCUAGCCAUACACUGAAGCAGCUGGAAUUACAAAAUGGUAGCUUAGAGGAAGAAUUUGUGGUACAUUCCCUGGAGAACGAGCCCCAAAACAUGAUGGAGAGCCUAAGCCCGAGGAAGUAUUCAUCAAGUCUGAAGUUUAAAGCCAACGGGGAUUAUUCUGGUUCAUAUUUAACCCUUUCCCAACCUGUGUCUACCAAGAGAAGCCCUUCUCCGUUGGGCUCCAGCGUCAGGAGUAGUCCCUCCUUGGCCAAAAUCCAGGGAGGCAAACAGUUCUGUGAUGGAAUUGAUAAAAAUAUUUCCAUGAAGCCUCCUAUAUCUUUCCUCAGCUCUACCGCCUCUCUUAGCGGCUAUCCGAUUGGGAAAGCAGAUUUGGAUCAUUAUACCGGUCGAGACAGUGAGAGGUCCUUCAGACUCUCAGAGAAACCUCCCUACUCCAGAUACAGCUCUAGGAAUAAAUCACACGACAGCGUCUACUUUCUAGGGGGGGCAGAAGGACGAAAAGCCUCUGGCUCGCUCCUGACCAUGUGGAACGGUAAUUCCUUGAGUGGCACUGGCUCCGCACCCAUCAGCAGGUCUGGGGCAGCGAGCAUGCCUUCAAGCCCAAAGCAAGCCAGGAAAAUGAACCUUCAGGACAACUUGCCGCUUCAGCCCAGGUUAAGUAGGCACAAAGAGCAAGCCUCUGAAAACGUCAGUGUGAGAACGAGGAAAUACUCAGGCAGCAGUCUGAGUAAUAUGGGUGCCUACAGCCGAUCGCUCCCCAGGUUGUAUAAAGCCACAGACAACCAGAUGUCGCCUCUCAGCCUGCCUCCAAGAAAUUCCCUGGGCAAUUCCAGACGAGGUCAGUUAGGAGAAAAGGAUCUACCUCACAGCCUAGUGGAUAAUGACAAUUACCUUAACUUUUCUUCUCUGAGCUCCGGGGCUUCACCCUAUAAAACCUGUCUGUCAGAUGGAAAUCCUUACGUAAGCUCCGCUCUCAGUGUCCCUGCCAGCCCUCGAGUGGCUCGGAAGAUGCUCCUGGCCUCCACCUCCUCUGAUGACUUUGAUAGGGCUUCAUACUCAGGGACCAGCCCAAGUCACUCCUUCCUUUCUGGAGAGCCUGACCGAGUGCUUGUGGCUAGGAGGAACUUCUCUUGUGGAUCAAUGGAGCUUGAUGACUCUGAUCUGGAAAGCCUGAGACAGUCUUCAGAAACUCCGCAACCCAUCCUCCGAGAACGGAAAAGUAGCAUCAGCUCCAUCUCAGGACGCGAUGACCUGAUGGAUUAUCACCGACGACAGAGGGAGGAGAGACUCCGGGAGCAGGAGAUGGAGCGACUGGAGCGGCAGCGGCUGGAGACCAUCCUCAGUCUCUGUGCUGAGUACACGAAGCCGGAAGGUCGCCGCCUGUCCGCUGGCACCACAGUGGCUGAUGUGCAGAAAAUCAACAAGGAGCUUGAGAAGCUUCAGCUGUCGGAUGAAGAGUCUGUGUUUGAGGAAGCUCUGGUGUGCCCGGACGCCAGGUACAGGUGCCACCGGAAGGGCUCUCUCCAGGAUGUUGACAUUGCUGGCUUCGGGAGCCUGGGUCAUAGUGCCAGCUUCCUGGCCCCCAGGGGCAGCAAGAACGAUGAACUGCUUGGUGACCUCACCAGGAUGCCUCCACCAUCCUCAGCAGCAUUUCUGAAAGCAACCAAUGAGUCCUCCUACCUCAGUAUCCUACCGAAGACCCCAGAGGAUAUGGGUGAGGAACAGAGGACUCAGGAGUUGGCUGCAAUGGAAGACGCCCGGAUGGUGAUUCUGAACAACCUUGAGGAACUUGAGCAGAAAAUCAAAGAUAUAAAUGACCAAAUGGAUGAAUCGUCCAGAGAGUUGGAUAUGGAAUGCGCUCUUUUGGAUGGAGAACAGAAAUCCGAGACGGCUGAGCUCAUGAAGGAAAAGGAGAUUCUAGAUCAUCUAAACCGGAAAAUCACAGAACUAGAAAAGAACAUCGUAGGCGAAAAGACCAAGGAGAAGGUAAAGCUUGAUGCUGAAAGGGAAAAGCUAGAGAGGCUUCAGGAGCUGUACUCCGAGCAGAAGACCCAGCUGGACAAUUGUCCUGAGGCCAUGAGGGAGCAGUUACAGCAACAACUCAAGAGGGAUGCCGACUUGUUGGAUGUUGAGAGCAAACACUUUGAAGACUUGGAAUUCCAACAGCUUGAGCAUGAGAGCCGUCUGGAUGAGGAAAAGGAGAACUUGACUCAACAACUCCUGCGGGAGGUGGCAGAAUAUCAGCGGAACAUCGUGGCUAGGAAGGAAAAAAUAUCUGCAUUGAAAAAGCAAGCCAGUCACAUCGUUCAGCAGGCUCAGAGGGAGCAAGAUCACUUCGUGAAAGAGAAGAACAAUCUGAUAAUGAUGCUUCAAAGAGAAAAAGAGAACCUUUGUAAUUUGGAAAAGAAGUACUCCAGCCUCACUGGGGGAAAAGGGUUUCCUAUUAACCCCAAUACUCUGAAAGAGGGCUAUAUCAGUGUAAAUGAGAUUAAUGAGUCAUGUGGCAAUUCCAUGAAUCUAUCCCCUUCCACUCAGUUCCCUGCUGAUGCUGAUGCUGCUGUCACUGAGCCUGCCUCAGCUGUGCCGGUGAGCCAGCCCCAGAGUUCAGAGCACCAAUCAGCUGUCUGUUCUGGAUUUAUGCCUCCUUCCACCCUUUCUCCUUCUGUCACUGAAUCUUCAUCAGCCGCUUGGCCUGAAGUCAUGGCUACACCUGUUGAUUCUUUCCCUUUAAAUGACACACCUCCUCCUCUACCAGCUAAGAAACACAGAAGGCAGCAGCCUCAGGAACAACAGCACUUUAGAAGCCUGGAAGAAAGGAAAAAGCAGCACAAAGAAGGCCUCUACCUGAGUGACACUCUGCCUCGAAAGAAAACCACCCCUUCCCUGUCCCCACACUUCAGCAGUGCCACAAUGGGGAGGAGCACCACCCCGAAGGCCCACCUCCCUCUGGGGCAGAGCAAUAGCUGUGGCAGUGUGCUCCCUCAUUCGCUGGCAACCAUGACAAAGGAUGCUGAGUCUCGGAGGAUACUGAGAGGAAGAAUGAAUUCUUCAGCAGGUUAUAAUCACCAACAGAUGAGCGAAGGACAAAGACAGAAACCUGAAUUCUACAGCCGCACAGCAUCAGAGUCGAACGUCUACUUGAAUAGUUUCCAUUACUCAGACCGCAGCUACAAGGACCAGGCCUAUGACACAUUGAGCCUAGACAGCUCUGAUAGCAUGGAGACCAGCAUCUCUGCCUGUUCACCAGACAAUAUAUCUAGUGCCAGCACAUCUAACAUUGCCAGGAUAGAAGAAAUGGAAAGACUCUUGAAACAGGCACACGCGGAGAAGACGCGGCUGCUUGAGUCCAGGGAACGGGAAAUGGAAGCCAAGAAGCGAGCUCUGGAAGAAGAAAAACGACGCCGGGAAAUCCUGGAAAAGCGACUACAAGAAGAAACCAGCCAGAGGCAGAAGUUAAUAGAAAAAGAAGUCAAAAUAAGAGAGAAACAAAGGGCACAGGCUCGUCCCCUGACUCGCUAUCUGCCUGUCCGGAAAGAAGACUUCGACUUGCGGAGUCAUGUGGAGACUGCGGGCCACAAUAUCGACACCUGUUUUCAUGUGUCAAUCACAGAGAAGACCUGCCGAGGAUACCUCAUCAAAAUGGGUGGAAAAAUUAAAACGUGGAAGAAACGCUGGUUUGUUUUUGACCGGAAUAAGCGAACAUUUUCUUAUUAUGCAGACAAGCAUGAGGCUAAAUUAAAAGGAGUGAUAUACUUUCAAGCCAUUGAAGAAGUGUAUUAUGAUCACCUCAAGAAUGCCAAUAAGAGUCCUAAUCCAUUACUCACCUUUAGUGUCAAGACGCACGACAGAAUCUAUUACAUGGUGGCCCCUUCACCGGAGGCCAUGCGGAUCUGGAUGGAUGUUAUAGUGACGGGAGCAGAAGGAUAUACUCACUUCCUGUUGUAGAGAACUUUGGCCGUGGUCCACUUCAGGGAAGACUGCAAUAGUCUCUUACAAGAAUGAAGCCAUAUCCAGUAUCAGAUGGAAAUGCCUAACAGACCCAUCCCAUUAGCUGUGUGCACUCAGAACUCUUUUUAAACUGGGGAGCCUUUCAUACAAGGAAGCAGGGCCUGGAGCUCCUACGGCAAAACACAAACCAAAACACUAUUCUGAUAAAAGCAUCACUUAGAUGCACGCUCGUUUUCAUCAGCUGAUGUUGGUUAAGUCAACCGAACAGUUUACACAAUGUCUGUAAAUAUGUACUUAGAAAUAGAAGAUUAUUUUAGCACCCAGCUCUCUGUCCUUGGUGAUCACCUGCCUUCUUUGUAGGAAGUAGGAUUUUAUAAAAAACAGGCAGAUAAUGACUUAGAAGGCAACAGGUGUUAGACACUUUGCCUUAGUUUUUAAAUACUGUACCCAAACCAAAGACUUAGCUUGACAACUGUUGUUUCAUGUCAGUGUUGCUCUCUAAAUAAUCUUUAAAAUGGGAUUUUAAUGCUAACGCUGUAGUGUCCACCCCCGCCCCCAAGCUACUGUGCCUAUAUAGUAAACCACUUUCUUAAAAGAAUAAAAACAAACAAACAAACAAAAAAAAACUCCUGUUUUAAGAAAAGGCCAUCUCAGACAACAGACUCCUACAACAUCAGGCAAUUUGAAUUAAGGAGAACGUUUAGUGGGAGGGAGGGAUCUUGUUCUGUUGAUUUGUCCAUUCCUGGUGCUGGGAAUGAAAGCAACCAGUAGCCAGUUCCCUCCAAUCUGUUGGAUUCUGCUUGCUUAUGAAGCAAACAUGUUAUCUGCACCUUCACAUGGUGUAACUAUGCAUCCAUCCCUGUUUCACUGAAAACCUGAGCACUCAACACACAAAACACAAAAGACACAGAAAAGACAACCAAAAUUCAAAUUAACAUUCUCUGUGCUAUGUCUUUUCCCAUGUGUCUCUACAAAUAGCCUUUGUUUCCAGAGCUAAUUUUUGUUGAAUGAAAUGACUUCGGGCAAGUCUCUUUUAUAAUCAUUUUUCAAGUGCCAUUUGUGUGUGAGAGUAUGUGAGUGUGUGUGUGAGUGUGUCAGAGUGUGUGUGUGUGUGUAUGUUCUGUGUUUGUAAGUAUGAACAAAUUAUUUUCUAAAACAUGCCAAAUGGAUAGAAAUAGAAAACAAUGUUUAGAAACAUGUCCAUGAAACUUUCAGGCCUGACUGGGUACAAUUAAAAAAACUUACAGUGUACUUUUAUACCUGUAUACAUGUUACCAAUAAUAAGAUUUUGUAACUGGAUGAUGUGAGGUUUUACUUGAAUAAUGAGGGGGAAAGAUCAGUACUGUAGCAGGUAUUUUUUUUUUUCAUCUGUGAUUUCUGCAGACGUUCUCCUUCAAUGCUAGUGAUCUUAAACAUUAAAAGGCAAUUGUUAAGGUUUGGUUGCUUAAUGUAAAGAUACAAUUUGUCUGUAUUGUACCUUCUUCAUAGGAUUGUAAGGGUGUUCUAAUCAUUUUGCAUGUCAUAAAUCUUUUAGAUGUGUAUGUGUGUUAAAUGUAUGGAGUUUGGAUUAAACUGUUGACCUGA
Rattus norvegicus (Norway rat) is the source of this 5911-nucleotide messenger RNA. The record is from RefSeq and is a predicted model, not a curated record. Lineage: Eukaryota; Metazoa; Chordata; Mammalia; Rodentia; Muridae.